This is a messenger RNA of Hordeum vulgare subsp. vulgare (domesticated barley), 1329 nucleotides long. Its product is annotated as CRIB domain-containing protein RIC7-like. The coding region runs from base 364 to 1074 and encodes 236 amino acids. Lineage: Eukaryota; Viridiplantae; Streptophyta; Magnoliopsida; Poales; Poaceae. The transcript is spliced from 5 exons. The record is from RefSeq and is a predicted model, not a curated record.
GAACGGAGAGGACUCAAAUGGUUAUUGGCCCUACACAAAAUUAGACAUAAGAUAGAACUCCUCCUCCCACCCUCACAACUCCAUUGACGCGAUGUGCCCUCCGUUGAGCUCCGCAUAAGUUUAUGAAAUAUAUGCCCAAUGAAAACUGGCAAUAUCAAGCUAGCAUAAUUCUUGGAGAAACAGACAAAGGGAAAAGGAAACAAGUUAUUGCCCCAUUGAGGAGAAACUGAGGGAACUUGUUAAGAGGAUUGGCAACCAAUGUUCAUUUUUGUUGUGAGUGAUCUUUCAGAUUCAUAAGAGAGUUGUAGAUUUAAAAAGACUGUUGAGGCAUAACAAAAUAUAAAAGGGUGGUUUACAAAGGAUAUGAGCACGAAGAUGAAGAAGGGGAUCCUGAGGCCCUUCCGCUACUUCUCAAACAUAAUUGAUGCCAAGGAACAAGACAUGCAAAUUGGUUUCCCAACGGAUGUCAAACAUGUGGCACACAUCGGAUGGGAUGGACCUAGCGUCCCAAACAAGGAGAAGGAGGCAGGAGCACCUAGUUGGAUGAAAGACUACCACUCAGCACCUCUGGAUUCGGCCUCGUUUAGGAGUGACAGGGGAGGUUCUGCUGCCUCUAACCCAUGGGCUUCUCAAGAAAUAGUUCUAGAUGGAGCAGGCCUCGGAGAUAACUCUUUCAGGGAUACUAAAAGUGAAGCUGGUGGAAUCGAGGUCACCGCCGGUGACUCACCACCGUCCCCGGGCACCCGUCGGUCAAGGCGAAACCGCUCCCGGGGUUCUGACACCUCCUCAAUGGAUGUCACAACAGGUAUUACUGAUACCUCAGAGAAGAAGGAGAAGGCCAAGAAAGGCACCCGAAAGAAUAGAAAGAAAGACAAGGACAAGGCGACUGAAGACACUGCCGGUUCCACCUGUCAAGACCUCCCUGCCGUGCCCAAGAAGUCCAACCGCCGAAAAAACAAAGGAAGCUCUGAAGGAAGUGGUGGUGCAUCAACCAAGGAUGGCGGAGGUGUCCCGGAGGAGGGCACAACACCACUAACUCUGGUGGCCGAAGAAGAAAAGGAUCAUGAAUUGUAAACAACCGACGUGCAAACUGCCCUCGUUUGGAGAUGAAAGCAUAUGCUCGUUACGAGCUAGAGUACUUUGAGCUUAAUUGGUUGGAUCAAGUGGUGAUUGAUAUACAAUAAAGUACUCAAAUCAAUUUACACAUGAAUGAUGGUGUUAAAGGUUACAUGUUGGUUUAGCAUCAGGAAUGGGUUUGCACGACCUGACGCAACUCUUUUCCUAUAUUUUGUUUGUAAUACUGAUCAUUUUAAAACUCGUUGUCAUGUU